CCGGGUGCGCGCAAGUUCACCAUGGACGACGAUAUCGAAGACAUCCACAAUGCACGCGCGUUGAACAUGAGCCGCCGCACAUUCAGCUCGUCGAUGGCGUUCUGGCGCAAAAUGCUCCUGUUUGCUGCGGAUGGUGUGGUCUACCUCAACAACACGCUCGAACUCACCGGCGUUGACAUGACCGACUGGGCUCGCAAGAUCCAGUAUGAUGUCGAAGACAAGGGCGAGUACGACCAGGUCUUGCAGGAGCUGAUUGAAAAGUACAAGGACCGCAUGAAGAUGUCCCCGGAGAUCUCGCUUGCACUCGGCCUUGGUACGUCCUUUGGCUUUGCCCAUGCCGAAUGCCGUGCCUCCUGCACCAGCGGCAGUGCCCGUUGUGUCACCGCCACCAGCGCCACCCACUCAGGCUCCCGGUGUCGUGAGUACAUCCAGUUCCCGCGACGAUGAUGACAACCACAGCGUCGCCGAUAGCGUGCGGUCCAAGGGAACGAAUGGGGUGCGUCGCCCCCGUGCGCCGCGGAAGAAACCGGAAGACCAGGUCCGCAUCGCGCUGUUUGACAUAUUGUUGAAUGACGUGAAGG
This is a messenger RNA of Polychytrium aggregatum, 581 nucleotides long. RefSeq lists its product as uncharacterized. Bases 22 to 447 code for a protein of 141 amino acids. The transcript has 3 exons. Lineage: Eukaryota; Fungi; Chytridiomycota; Chytridiomycetes; Polychytriales. The record is from RefSeq and is a predicted model, not a curated record.